Molecule: messenger RNA, 3051 nt
Organism: Erpetoichthys calabaricus (reedfish)
Lineage: Eukaryota; Metazoa; Chordata; Cladistia; Polypteriformes; Polypteridae
Exons: 7
Coding region: 375-1664 (429 amino acids)
Source: RefSeq, a predicted model, not a curated record
GAUAUCUACAGCUAAGCUGAUAAGUGCGUGAGAAAGCAGCAGUGGCAAGCUCUAGUAAACUGGACGCGGGGUAAAAAAAUAACAAACUGAAGACUCGGCACUUGUUUUAAAACAAGAGGGCACUCGGAUCGCGGCGUGUGGUGUCUGAAGGCCUCGGCCGUGUCCAGGGUAUGUGAGGGACCCGGCGUGGCAGGAAUUGUUGAACACCUGUUGGAGCCGCUUCCAACCACCGGCAGCAAGGCGUUCGCUUGUAUUUAAAACACAUUGCGCCAUACGCACAACAGAGUCAUCGUCGCCUCUUUCCGCUAGAACUGAAAGGAUUGUCAUUGAACUCUAUAGACGCUGCCAUUUGAAAUAAACCUUAAAGAAGGACAAUGCUCCGAAAACAGCGGACCCUCGCCGUGUGGAUGAAACAAUGGAAAGAAUCUCAACGACCAAAGAAUACAGUUGUUCUAACCAAAAUGAACCUCUACCGGAACUUUGGAACACUUGCCGAAUCCUGGGAGAAGGAAUAUCACUCCAUGCAGCAGGGAAGCAUGAGCAGCAAAAGUGGGGGACGACUUAAAAGCCGGACUGGUCCAACCCUUUUAAAGUCCGAAUCUGAAGACUCAGGGGUUGAAAUGGCAAGCGGUGACCAUUCUCCUUCCACCCCUCCAGAGUCUGAGCACAGUUUCUUUAUGGUGGACCGUGAUGGUUUACACGUUCCUAACUUGCUGGAUGUUAGGUUAGAAGAAGAAAAGGGGCGCAAACGAAGCAACACCGAGAUCUACAGGACCACUGGGGCAGAUGAGCCUUUUUUUGUACCCUGGUCGUCAAGCAAGCCACUAGAACAGCGACUGUUUCGAAAUGGCUCAAAAAAAGCAAGGGAGACUGAGGUUAGUUUGUGCCGCUCCCUGCAACAGAAUGGACAAGAGUUGGAGCAUACAGCUAUGGAGACAGUCCAGCUGGCGACAUCGGCAGUGGAGGAAAACGCAGCCUCAAAGCAAUCAGGAAAACGAUCCACUGUGCAGAAUUCCCAGAGCUGGGAUUCCCUGGAUGAGUUUCUAGAGGCUUGUUGGAGUGGGGAUGUGGUUGAUGCAGGACAAAAAGUGACUGUUCAUCCUGGUGGUGGACUGGGUUACCUGGAACAGGUAUGCCGAAUGUUGGAGCAUGUUGCACGUUUGCAACAGGAAAACCAGCUGCUGCAGAAAGAGAAAGAGGCUGCAGAGAGCAGGUUACGUGCUGGCAAUGUAGAAGAGUGUUUGUGUGGGUCAGCAGAGGACUUUACCGAUUCCAGUGUAAAACGACGGAGUCAUGUGGACUUAGCAAGCCAGCUGCCAAUGGAGGAACCUUUCCUGCCCACCCAUUUCAGAAAGAGGUCAUCUUCAGAUACACGGGCAUUCCUGAACUUUGGCAGAUCACUUGAUGAAGUGUUACCUUCUCCUCACUUUAUUAGCACUGGAAACCUCUUGGAGUCCUUAUCAGAGCAUCCUGAUCAUCAUACACCUAUUCAAAAGAUUGAGCACAAACACUGGGGGAAGGUGAGGGAUUUGGUCAGUCGCUUUCGGAAAAAAGCGGAGAAGCCAGCAAUGCUUAGACAAUCAAGUGCGCCAGUUGACGACAACCAACCUAAGAAGUUUGCUCCAAUAUUCAAGAAGAGGGAGAAGAACUUAUCUGUACGUUAAAUUAAGAGAGUGCACUGAGGGGACCACAAAAAAAAAAAAAGGAGAGAUGCCAUCCUUGUAUCUAUUAGAUUUGAAGGAAGCCACAACUUGGGAUGGAGGGGUGACAAGUAGACGUGAAAUAUGUCUGGGACGCCACGUAAACAAAAGAGGAGCAUACAGACACACGCAUCUAAUUUGGCAUAGUGUUAUUUUUCUUGCUCCUUGCAUCUGAAGUGUGGAGAACCAAUUUAUUCGACAUCAUCAAAACCUGCAAGUUAUUCUGUGCCUUCCCUCAUUUUCUGCAUUCUUUGUAAUUACUACUUUACCCCCUGUUUUGACAGAUGGAAAUGGAACAGGCGUAUCUACUGCAAGACUUUCUGAAAGACUUUUUAAUCACUACCUAAAAAUUCUACAAAUAUGUAUAUAACUGUGUUUUUUAUUACAAGAGAGUGGCUUUUAUGGGAUAGAUUAAACUUCCUGGUUCUGACAAACCUACCUCAAAGACCCCUGUGGCCACCUGUUUUUGCCAAGGGUAAAUUAACCAAAGAAACUGGUGCUUAUUUGGAAGAGGAGACCAAGAACCUGCUGUUUAAUGUUUAAAGCUGCUAUAUGCCACUUUUUAAGUUUUGCUGCUAUGGACCCACAACCUUUCGUAAAGCACAAAAAAGGCCACAGUGUUCUAGAAAUACAUUUGAGUGCACUUAUCCUGAGAAUGAGAAAGUAGAGAGGCUUAGUACAUUAGUGUAGCGUGUUGUUUUUUUUCUCAGCCACGCCAUUCAGGACUGUUGUGCCAUUGUUAUAUGUCUAGUUUUAUUAUCAAGGACAGAAAAUGCCUGUAUAAAAUUAUCACAUUCGUUGCUGCCUUGUAAAACAUUGAAUUCUUCUGGUUAUUUGCUCAUUUGUAUCGGAUGAUGUUGGUAAGGCAUUUCUAGGUCAAGGAACAAACACACUCUAUUUCUUUUUGAAUUGCGUAAAUGAAGACAGUACUUCACAGCAUUGAGUGCUUUGGGUUAGUGGCGUAGAAGAAUCUACGGAAGCAAAUAUUUUUUUUAAAAUGACAUCUGUGUUUAGUGCCUGUCUCGGGGUAUACCACACCCUUUGUAGUACAUGCUACAUUCUGUGCAGUGCUUGAUUGAAAGAAAAGUGUGUGUCUUGCUUUUUACCUAAGUUGAGGGGGGGGGGAUGGCAAAUGAGAACUCUGAUUCGUUUUUUUUAAUUGUGUUGCACAGAUGUAUAUAUUUUUUUGACGCUAUUGAUCUCUAUGUACAACCUGUUGAUUUAUUUAUUCACACUUUGUUUCUACAGUUUUUUAAUAUUGAUAUUCUGUAUUUAAAUGUUUUUUAAUUGUACAUACUGAGAAUUUCCCUACAAACUAGUGCUUAUUAAUAAAGAGAUCACGUUUUCGUAA